Molecule: messenger RNA, 1885 nt
Organism: Chrysoperla carnea
Lineage: Eukaryota; Metazoa; Arthropoda; Insecta; Neuroptera; Chrysopidae
Product: methylosome protein 50-like
Exons: 4
Coding region: 18-1067 (349 amino acids)
Biological process (GO): oocyte axis specification
Cellular component (GO): methylosome
Molecular function (GO): protein binding
Source: RefSeq, a predicted model, not a curated record
UAAAUAAAUAAAUAAAAAUGGAUGAUAAUAAAUUAAUAUUACAACCAAAUUGGCAUAGUGAAAUAUAUCGAACAUUAACACCAAAAUUAGAUGUUACAACUUUAUAUAAAUAUUUAGAUUUUAUAGAAGUUAGUGAAGAUGGACAUGUAUUAAUUGGUUCAUCAAAUUUAACUGGUCGUCGUUGGUAUGGAUCUGUUUGGUAUUAUGAAACAUUAGAUUUAUGUUUAACAAGUAAUUUAAGCACAUAUGUAGCAAAUAAAACAAUGAACGCUGGUGUUAUCGAUGGUAGAUUUAUUAAAGCAGAUUCAACUAAAAUGAUUGUAAUUGAUGAUAGUGGUUGUAUACAAGUGUUAUCAUUACCAGAGAAUGGUGAUGAACCAGAUGAUAAACUACAAUUAUAUAAGUUAUCAGAAGAACAUGAAUCAAUAAUCAAUUCAAUUGAAUUAUUUAAAACAAAUCAAACACAUUUUAUAACAUGUUCAUCAGAUCAAUCAAUUAAAAUCUGGGAUUUAGAGUAUACACGUCUGGAAUCAAAUGAAUAUUUAAAUUCAUUUAAUACUUACAAUUCAGCACAUAAUGAUACAAUCACAUCAAUCGAUACACAUUUAACAAAUAAUAAUAUAUUUGUAUCAUGUUCAUUAGAUCAACAUGUAUUAUUAUGGGAUCAACGUUUAGGAUCAACUAGUACUGAGGGUAUCAAUAAAGAAUCAAAAUCAAUAUAUUUAAAUGAAUUUAAUGGUUUAACAAAUAUUAAAUGGUAUCCUAAUAUUGCAUAUGAUUAUCUAUUAACAUGUACAACAGAUGGAGGUGACCUCUAUACAUUAGAUAUUUUUAAUUCAACAGGUACUUUAUUAGCGAUCUGUAGUGAUAAUAAUAUUAUUAAUUGUUUAGAUACUUCAACAUUAUAUUUAAAUUUAGAUUCAACAAAUAUUAUUUAUACAGAUCAAAGUAAACAUCAUGAUUUUAUUAGAGGUUUAGCAUGGAAUACUAAUAAUACAGAUAAUGUUUUAUAUACUUGUGGAUGGGAUCAACAAGUACAUAAACAUUCUAUACAAUUAACUUGUUAGUUGUAAAUAACAUCAACAUGGACAAGUCCAACUCCUUAAUUUACAAAAAUCAUCUUUUUAUUCGAUUUAAAAACUUAUCUUUAAUUUCAAAACAUCCAUCCAUUGUUUAUCUUUUGAAAACUAUUUAAAUAGAUCUUUAAUUUCAAAUAACCAUGGUCUGAUCAAGUGUGGGAGGGGGGGUGUGUACCUUACAAAUACCUUCAAAGAAAAAACCACCAACUUGGUGUUAAAUCACAAGAUCUAGGCGAUCAAUGAACAAGAAUUUAUCCAAUUACCAAACCGUUCAAAAUUCUUCAUCAUUUUUUUGAACCGGAAUGCUUUACUUGUCACACGUCAAUCGUCUACAUGAAGCAAUAAAACUUUAAUUUUUAUUCCUCUAAGAAGGAAGUUUCCUGAAACCUGGAAGCACUCCCUUACUGUUAUGUACGUUUGGUAAUAUUAAUAUGAUCAAAAUUGGUUACAACAAUCAAAAUAAAAUGCCCCACUCGAAUGGUAACUAUGGGCUAAAGUAGUUUUACUUACCAGUCCAAUAACUUUCUGACCUACAAGAUGAAAACAUUUAUUUCCCUAUCUGAUACUAUUAAUGCUUUAUAAUAGGGAGAUAUUUGUUUGAAAAUUAGAAAAUUACUGGUCUGGUAACUGAAGGCCAUACUCAUUUCAUAAAAUAGUUACCCGACCAAUAACUUUCUAAUUUAUGGGCUCAUAAAAACAAUUACUUGCCUUUCAAGUACUACAAAUUCAUAGCAAACAAUUACUGUCAAUCUGUAAAGCAAAAGUUUUUAUUGAUCUGGUAACCAAAGGUCAUACCUAUCACUAUU